Messenger RNA from Oxyura jamaicensis (ruddy duck), 3218 nucleotides. RefSeq names its product lymphocyte cytosolic protein 2 (gene LCP2). The record is from RefSeq and is a predicted model, not a curated record. The coding region runs from base 414 to 2015 and encodes 533 amino acids. The transcript has 21 exons. Lineage: Eukaryota; Metazoa; Chordata; Aves; Anseriformes; Anatidae. Gene Ontology annotation, molecular function: protein binding. Gene Ontology annotation, biological process: intracellular signal transduction; cell surface receptor protein tyrosine kinase signaling pathway.
AUACUGUAUAGCAUGUGUAAAUUUGCAAAUAUUUAUGUAUGCAAUUACAAGCAAAUAGGGUCUGUAGGAGCUUACUUAUAUGUAGGAGGCAGAGCAUUUUGAACGUGUUGCUGUGCUUCCUUAUUUACUUAUUUAUAUUCAGACAAAGGAAGUGGUAAGGCUGUCUAGCUGACAACUUUUCUGAGAAGAGACCAUUUUGUACUAGAGGAAGCAGUAUCUCUCUUGGAUGUGCUAACAACGUUGUUCUGAAAAAAAUAUUAAAAAAAAAAAUAAAACAGAACUUGGAAAGAGCUGGAUAUUGGGCAAGGACUUACUCGGCUUGCUGGAGGUGGUCACCCACACGGAAUAUAUGGCUGCUUCAUCGACAGCAUUGGCAUGAGCAUUCUCUGACUGCCCGGAGGAGCAAACUUACCAUGGAUCCGCGCAACAUUCCCUACCGCUCAGAGGUGGCUACGUGGAACCCAGAUGAAUUAGCAGAAUAUUUUAAGACAUUAAAGUAUAAGGACUGUGAGAAAGUUGUGAGAAAGCACAGCAUAAGUGGACAAAGGUUUUUGAACAUGUCUGAAAAUGAUAUUCAGAAAUUUCCCAAACUCAGAGUUCCAAUUAUAAGUAAAUUAAGUCAAGAAAUAAACAGAAAUGAAGGAAGGAUGUCUUUCUUUCCAAAAUGGGGCCAAACACAAAAGUGUCCUGAAAAUCCAGGAUAUGGUCAAGAAGAUGGUGGCUGGUCUUCAUUUGAUGAAGAUGAUGACUAUGAAAGCCCUGAUGAUGACCAGGAAAAGGAAGAUGAGGCUGACUAUGAAUCACCAACAGAAGAGCCUGAGGAAGCAGAACAUGACAGCGAUGGCUAUGAGCCACCUCCAUCCAAUAAUGAUGAAGCACACCACAAUGUCAUAUUUCCUGCCAAAUCCCUUGCAAACAACACAGAUUAUAUAGACAGACCUUCAACAGCCAGAUCAUCGCAUCAGCCUCCAGUACCACCCCAGCGACCUGGCCCGUCCACAGUACCAGCCUCAUUUGGGGGAAGAGGUGCUUCUCUGCCACCUUUUCCUCCUCUUCCAAGCAACAAUGACUUGACUAGAGACAGAAAUAUCAAACCUUCCAAACCCCCAGCUCCUUCUAUAGACAGAAGCACGAAACCCCCACUGGAUCGCCUUGCUCCACCAUUUGAAAGAGAAGCCCCAUUAUCAGGGAGGAAGCCAGGCUAUCCUGAGAAGCCUUUGACUCCACAGCUAAGAUCCCUGGGAGAACAGCUAGCAAUGAUGCCAAAACCUCCUGUCCCACCAAGCGAUAGAUAUGAAAGAGGCAAUCCAACUCCUCUAAGGAAGCAAACUCCUGUCAAGCAGGGUUGGCCACAACAAAAGAGACCUGAAGAAGAAGACGACAUCGCACCCCAAAGAGCAGUGCCACAGCUGUCUUUGCCCCCAUACAGCUCCAAUACAUUCCCAUCAAAAUCUAUCAAGCCUCCACCUAAGCCAGGAUCCAACAGCAUGCCUGGUGCAGAAAGUGCUAGAAGCCUGUCUGCAAGUGGCUCUCUACCACCUCGCUUCCCUCUAGGCAACAACAGCAGAUCUCCUUCAAGAGGGACAGCUGAUACAAGACCUCCAUUGCCCAUUCCUAGCAGACAGACCGUUCAGCACACAAACAUGGAGGAAGAUGAGGAUUCAUUAAAUGAUGAAUGGUACGUUGCUUAUAUUAGCCGGCCAGAAGCAGAAGCAGCUCUUCGAAAAAUAAACAAGGAUGGAACCUUCUUGGUAAGAGACAGCUCAAGAAAAACUGCUACUCAUCCUUAUGUACUGAUGGUCUUGUACAGAGAUAAAGUAUACAACAUCCAGAUUCGUUACCAGGAGCAAAAUCAGAUAUAUUUGUUAGGAACUGGCUUAAAAGGAAAAGAGGAUUUUUCAUCUGUAGCAGACAUCAUUGAUUACUUCCAAAGAACACCUCUUCUUCUGAUUGAUGGAAAAGAUAGGGGUUCACGAAACCAGUGCAUGUUAACAUAUGCUGCAGGACAUAUUUAAAUGAGACCCUAAUGAAGAUCACUUAAAGGAUCAAAGUCUACUAAAGUCUGUGAACCUAAGGAUACUUCCUUUUUCAGUGAACCAAAACCAUGAAGAAAUCAUUAAAAAUACUUUUGAUUUUAAUGAAAAAGGACAAUGUUGUUAUUUUUAAGUCAUGCUUUAAAUGUAGUACUCUAUAAAUAUGAUUUUCCUACAAUAUAUUUAUUACUGUCCAGUAACCAUAGAGUACACAGGAAUUCAUUAGGUGAGGAAAACUAUCUUCUAACAAACGUGUAUCUUCCUGAAACCACAUUAGAAGACCCAUGGAAGAUAUACCAAUCCAAGUCUCUGCUUUCAGAGGAGAAAAAAAAUGUAACCUAUUUUUCAGAUCAGAAUUGCAGCAGCAAUUCUAUUACUUAAAGUGGUACAUACCACAGAACCAAGAACCAAAACAAAGUUGAGAAGUAAACCAAAAGCAAUAGGGUUUUUUUGUUUGUUUUGUUUUGUUUUCCCUGCAAUCCACCUCCCAGUAAAUUAAUAAAUCAUCUAACUAUGGGCAUUUCUGUGAAAAGACUUGGAUUCCAACCUGCCAGCCUGGACCCUAAAGACACCUACCUUUCAGCAAGACACAAAAAUUUUGUGUGUUGCUCGAUUUUUCCCCUCAAAUCCCCCUGCCUGUCAAGAUCUGUGUUUGUGUUAUUCAGCUAUGAAACUGUCUUUGUUCACAGUUUUCUAGAAAAUUAAAAUAUCCACAGAUAACAUAUUCUACCUGCCAUACAACUGACGAUUCACGGAUGGCAUCUUAGCCCAUUAAUUGGAAUUAUCUCCUAGGAUCCUCUAAACUCACUUAGCAACAAGGUUUUCUCUAUUAGCACAGACAUCUCUUUAACUGCAUCUCUUUGACUCUAAAAUAAGCCACCAUUCUUUUAUAGGAGACACAUUAACAAGAUUAUCAUCAUGUGAUUAUUAAUUGCAAGACCACACCCAAUUCCCUUAGAAAGCAUACAGAUAUAAUUUGGAUUAAAUUGGUUCCUCUUAUACAAAUGCUUUCUGUUUUUACUGUGUUCUCUCAAGAAAAAACAAUAACAUUCUCAGUUCUAAAACAUAAGCUGCAGCUGAGGACCACUGAAGAAUACUAUAUCAUGAGUUUUUUCCCUCUCCUUUGUUAAGUGGGAUUUAUCUAAUUUUUUGUCCUGUUUUUUUUUUUUUAGGAACUUUUGUUUU